CCCGCCACACAUUAUAAAAUGGUUCAGAUAAAAAAGCGAUUUCCAACGUGAUGAGGUAUUUAGUCCGUAACCACUUUCCGUAGUUGUGAUGCAGUCAGUCUCCGGCGCAUGCGUAUUGCAAACUUCUGGCUAUUCAGUUUCCUACACGCGUGUACACGCUUUUGUGUAGUUUUUAAGAAGGAAAGUUGUCAUAGAAGUAAUAAACAUCAGAAUUCCCUUUAGAAUGGGAGGCCAGGCUAAGGGCAAGAAGAAAAACAAACCUAAAAGGAAAGACCACCGCUCAAACCAGGAUGUUGGAUUUGUUGGCUUGUCACCCCAGGAGAGGAUGAAGCUGAGGAUACAUGAGAAGGCUAAGAAGAAGACAGCUGAGAAGUACUCAGUGCAGCAGCUGCUGGAGAAGACGCAGGAAUCCAUGGACAGCUUUGAUUUUGAAAUGGCUGGACUUUUCUGUCAGCGAGCCUUGGAUGUGGACUCCAACAACCUGCAGGCUCUGGACAUGCUGGGACACAUCAGCUGUGAAUUAGGACACAUGCAGAAAGCUAAAGAAGUUCUCCUUCGUGCUGUGGAGCUGAGUCCAGAUGUUGGUCACAGCAAGUACAUGAAUCUGGGACAAAUCCACACCGGCCAGGAGGCUGUGGAUUACUACAGCAGAGGGAUACACGUCCUCCUGUCUGUGCUGGAGAAACAAGAAACAGUGGCUCAGGCUGCUGCGGGAGCCGCGGCCGCCAUGACGGAUGAACACCACGAGCUUCCUACAGCGAAGGACGUCAGCGUAGCCUACUGCUCCAUCGCUGAGAUUUACUUAACGGACCUCUGCAUGGAGGAGGGAGCUGCAGAAAAGUGCAGAGAGUUCAUCGAAAGAGCAUUAAAGUAUCACCAUGACAACCCAGAGGCUCUCCAGCUUAUGGCCAGUUACCUGUUCAGUACAGAGAAAAUCCAGGAAGGUAAACAGUACCUGCUGAAAAGUGUUGGGUUGUGGCUUCCUGCGCAGAAGGAAAGCGCCGCGCCCUGCACCACAGAAGAAGACGUGCAGAAUGAAGUCCCUCCAUACGAGUCUCGCAUCACCACCGCCAAACUGCUUAUCGAGUCCGAGGAAUACGAGACGGCCGUCGAUGUGCUGGAGAGUCUUCUGGAAGAGGACGACGAAGUCGUGCAGGUGUGGUAUCUGUCUGGAUGGGUGUGCUACCUCCAGUGGGGGAAAGCAAAGGAGCAGCGAGAAGCAGAAGGGAGAGGUGCGACCGAGGAGGAGCAGGAGGAGUGGAAGGCUUUGCAGGAAGCUGCUAGAUCAUACCUGACUAACGCCAAGAAGACAGCCUCGUCGGGCGUAUGCGCCAUACUGGACACCAGUGUCCUCGUAGUGCUGGAACCAUUAACAUGACGUGUUGAGCUUUCGGGGGUGGCUUGAACUCUAAACCAGGUGAAACCCGGCUAAAACAUCACUUAGGAGUUUUGAUGGUUCCUUUUAUAACUGAUUUAAUGUUGCUGCUUGGUUCCUCAACAGAUCAAAACCCACAUUAAUCUGACUUCUCAGUGCAAGCCAGAUCUGAAAUGUAACAGCAGCAUUUCAGACUUAUUCCAGAGGAAGCUGUGGCUUCAUCUAAUCUAAUCUAAUCUCAUCUAAUCUAAUCUAAUCUAACCUAAAGAAAAGCAUCUAAAACAGGCAAACGAGCAGCUGAUAUGUGCAGUUGCUGUCUGAGCAGUAAAAUCCAGCUCAUAUCUAAUUAAAAUGAACAAAAAUACUUUCCUUUAGAGUUGCACGUAUUAAUUAGUGAAGCCAUGAGCGGCGCAGUGUUGGCGAUCUAUGGUCUGCAUUUCCUUGAUUGUUACCUGGCAACACCUGGAGGUGCAGAGUAAAACCUGCUUGGUGGGGUUGUUGGCUGUGCUGGAUUGAUUAGGCUUUAGGUGGCUAUAUUUAAUAAUAAUGCACCUCUUUAAACGCUUAAAGGGGUGUAAAAUCCACUUUUACCAUGUGAUAACCCUAACCCUAUGUCCUCAUGAAACGUACCCCCAAACCCGUGUUUGGCUGCAUUCAUGCAUUUUCCUGUCUCAGCUGCAAAUGUUCAGAUUUUUUUAAGGGCCUGCAGAAGCCUCGAUGAAAACUAGGUGCGUCAUCAAGUCCUGCUCCUACACCUGAAACCUGCCUCCCCGGGAAGCAGGUCACUAAUGCCCACUCUCUCCUAGUUGUGUGCAUAGAGCGGUUCAUUUCAUGCUGCAGUUGAGAUUGUGACCUUCUUGUCUCAGAUCACUGCUUUAAACCUCCUCCGGUGCCAAAGUGGAUAUUCUGAGUCCUGUCCACAGACACAGGAUAUGUGUGUUAGGUGGCUAAUGUUUUAUAUCAGACCUGGUAGUCCAGUGAGCACCUGACUGGUAUAUUGUUUAGCACCGGUUCGCCUUUCCUUAGCUACACUUACCAGUAUUUUGUUGUCAACCCUUUAUUGGUAAACAGUUUAAAAUCUAAGGACUAACCAGUUUUUUUUACUUGGUUUAUUUAGUCAGUGAGUCCAUGUGAGGUGAGCAGAGUGAAUCCACUAAAAUGCUGCUUGGAAAUGACCAAAUUCA
This is a messenger RNA of Nothobranchius furzeri (turquoise killifish), 2559 nucleotides long. Lineage: Eukaryota; Metazoa; Chordata; Actinopteri; Cyprinodontiformes; Nothobranchiidae. The record is from RefSeq and is a predicted model, not a curated record.